Sinocyclocheilus grahami is the source of this 2042-nucleotide messenger RNA. Its product is annotated as prostaglandin G/H synthase 2-like. The transcript is spliced from 9 exons. NCBI's taxonomy places the organism in Eukaryota, Metazoa, Chordata, Actinopteri, Cypriniformes, Cyprinidae. Bases 62 to 1867 code for a protein of 601 amino acids. Gene Ontology annotation, biological process: cyclooxygenase pathway; response to oxidative stress. Gene Ontology annotation, cellular component: neuron projection; cytoplasm. Gene Ontology annotation, molecular function: prostaglandin-endoperoxide synthase activity; peroxidase activity; heme binding. The record is from RefSeq and is a predicted model, not a curated record.
ACGCUCUACCAGAGUACACGCUUCUGCUUCGGAGUCAAACAUUCUACAUACAACUUCUGGAAUGAAUAAACUGAUUUGCCUGGUCUUACUUUCAAGCUUUUGGAUCUUUCUCGGUGAAGGAUACGACCCUUGCUGUGCACAGCCUUGCCAAAACCAGGGUGUGUGUUUAUCUAAGGGUGCUGAUGCUUAUGAAUGUGACUGUACCAGGACGGGAUAUUAUGGUGAAAACUGUACUACCCCCGAACUUCUCACACUUAUCAAAUCAACUCUGAAGCCGAGGCCAAACAUAGUGCAUUAUAUCUUAACGCAUUAUAAAUGGAUCUGGGACAUCAUCAACAACAUCUCCUUCCUGAGAGAUGCCAUAAUGAGAUAUGUCCUGACAUCAAGGUCCCAUUUGGUCAACAGUCCACCGACGUACAAUGCAGAUUAUAACUACAAAAGCUGGGAAGCGUAUUCUAACUUGUCCUAUUACACCCGCACCCUCGUCCCAUUGCCGCAGAACUGCCCUACGCCCGAUCUCCCAAAUGCAAAGCAGGUGGUGGAGAAGGUGCUGGUGAGGAAACAGUUCAUCCCUGAUCCACAGAGGACCAGUCUCAUGUUUGCUUUCUUCGCCCAGCAUUUCUCUCACCAGUUCUUCAAGUCAGACUUUAAAAAAGGACCAGCCUUCACCAAAGCCCUGGGCCAUGGAGUGGAUUUGGGGCAUAUUUAUGGAGAGACACUGGAGAGACAACACAAACUUCGUCUAUUUAAAGAUGGAAAGCUAAAGUAUCAGGUUGUGGAUGGUGAGGUGUAUCCUCCAUUGGUGAAGGAUGUCCAGGUGGAGAUGCACUAUCCUCCUCACGUCCCAGAGGAACAGAGAUUUGCUGUGGGCCAUGAGGCCUUUGGUUUGGUUCCAGGUUUGAUGAUGUAUGCCUCCAUUUGGCUUCGUGAGCACAACCGCGUCUGUGAUAUCAUGAAGCAAGAGCAUCCCGACUGGGACGACGAGAGAAUCUUCCAAACCACUCGUCUCAUCCUGAUUGGUGAGACCAUCAAAAUUGUGAUCGAGGACUAUGUUCAGCACUUGAGUGGCUACCACUUCAAGCUCAAGUUUGACCCGGAGCUUCUCUUCAAUGAGCGCUUCCAGUACCAGAACCGCAUCGCAUCCGAAUUCAACACUCUGUAUCACUGGCACCCGCUGAUGCCUGACAACUUUCAGAUCCAGGACCAGGUCUACGGCCACCACCAGUUUGUGUUUAACAACUCUAUUUUGACCCAGCACGGCAUCCGCAACAUGGUGGAUUCCUUCACCAAACAGAGGGCUGGAAGGGUUGCUGGUGGACGUAACCUGCCUGCUGCAGUUCAAGCAGUGGCUGUUAAAGUUCUGGAGCAUUCCAGAGAGAUGCGCUACCAGUCUUUAAAUGCCUACAGGAAACGCUUCAACAUGAAGCCCUACUCGUCCUUCGAGGAUAUGACAGGAGACAAGGAGCUGGCAGCCGAAAUGAAGCAGCUGUACGGUCACAUAGAUGCGGUCGAGCUGUAUACUGGCCUUCUUGUGGAGAAACCCAGACCCAACUCUGUGUUUGGGGAGACUAUGGUGGAGAUGGGAGCGCCCUACUCUCUCAAAGGCCUCAUGGGAAAUGCUAUUUGUUCUCCUGAAUACUGGAUGCCUAGCACAUUUGGUGGGAAAGUGGGAUUUGACAUUGUUAACACAGCCUCAUUGAAGAAGCUGGUGUGCAUGAAUAUCAAGGGACCUUGUCCGAUGGUGUCCUUUCAGGUGCCUGAUGUGAAAUAUCAGAGUUCAGAAAACAUGAAUUCAAGCUCAGUGCACUCCACACAACAUCAUACUAACCCAACGGUUGUCUUGAACGAGCGAAGUUCAGAGCUCUAAAAGAUUUUGAAGGCCUCAUUGCCUUCACCAUGAUACUUGAUGUCAUAUUUGUUAUUUAUUUGUUUAAGUAAUUUAUUUCAAUAUGUAUUUAUUGCUGGGUUUUUGUAUUGCUAUUGACAUGCAACAUGCAUUUUAAUAUUUUUUUUUUUACACAUACUUGAAAGGAAGUCACAUG